GACAAAAUUAGUAUAAUUAACAAGAUGAAGACAGAAGAAAGUAAACAUACGAGUUUUGACUGCAAUCAUAAAAAGCAUAAAACCUUGAUCUCUUCUUUUAUAUAACUCCAACCAACCAAAAAGCCUUUUAAGUUCCAAACUACCGAAAUACCUGUUACAUAGGGUAGAAAUAUUCUUAAAACAGAUAUUGUUAAAUACUUCUAGAAAUCAUCUAAAUAUUAAAAGCAGAUUUAAAUUACUAUAUUUGGUCCAGCAUCAGAGGCAGUCCUUGGAUAUCUUGCAGGCAAUGGGUCAGUCACUUGAUAUUUCUGAUCAUAAUAGUUUGAUAGUUCACCGAAGACAAGCUGAUACUAUGGGGAAAAGUAGAGACAGGAAGAACACGUCUAUACAAGACGAGAAGGGGUCAAGAAAGAGAAUUACAAAAGUGGCAAAAACUGCAAAGAUGGUAAAAGCAAAGACAAAAUAGUAGUGUAAAGGAUGAGCCAAAAACAGAAGAAGAAAGCAAAGUUCUGAUUUUGCCUUUUGACCCCAUCCAGGAGACUGAAAAUGUCCCUUUACUUUCAAGAGGGACUACUAUAUGGCUCAUCUUUCCAGAGCGAGUCUCUGAAAGUUUUCAUGUUUGGGAAACAAAUAAGUCUAGAACUGUUCCUUUUCAGUCUCUAUUAGUGUUCUGUAAAAUCCUAUGUUAACCACAUGGACAGCGUGCUAGCAGAACAAUAGCCGAAGAAAAUUCUAGAACUUAAAGCUGGAGAUGCCAACUUCGAAGAAGAAAUGCCUCACUUAAUGCUUUGCGGAACAGAUUCUGGCACUAGAAAAAGUCCAACGAGAAAGGGUGGUCGUUGGGGUUACAGAACCACGGCAGUGUGCACAACUAGCCUAGAAGAGAAUACUAUCAGUGAUCACCCAACCUCUCAAGGGAAAAUUGUAAAUCUCAUGAGCAAACAGUCUUCGAUAAUCUUGCAGUCCAUCGGUCAGGCGGUUCAUAUUGUUGAUCAUAAUGGUCUGAUAGUUUACUGGAAUCCAGCGGCUGAACGCCUUUUUGGUUAUUCUCAAUCUGAAGCACUUGGUCGGAGUCCCCUUGAUCUCAUUAUUGAGGAGUGUGACUACAACAAAGCAAACGAAAUAAUAUGCCGGAGUAGCAUUGGCCAAACCUGGACUGGGAACUUCCCAGUCACAAACAAAAAUGGACGACGAUUUCUAGGAUUUGGAACCACGACCCCACUCUAUGAUGAUUGUGGUGUUUUUGUUGGGGUCAUUUGUUUAUCACUUGAUUCUCAACCCUUCCAUGAAGCCCAAACCUUAUUUUCUGCAGGAACAUACCUUUCCUUGGAAACGGCAAAUCCCAGCUCUAGUGAGCUCUCUAAAAGUGGUCCGACGAUAACUUCUGGUCUUGAUUCGCAGGAGAAAUAUUUUCAAGUCCCGAUUGCCUCUAAAGUAUUGAAUCUGACCUCAAGAAUGGUCACCAAAGUCUGGACAAAAAUGAGAACUUGUAAGAAAACCAUGAAACGAGACACCCAAGUUGGAGAUCGCCCGUAUUUUAAUCAUCACGGUUGCUUAGAAUCUGUUUGCUCUGACGAUAGGGAGGACUUCCUGGAGGAAAUAUCCCUGAGAAAACCGUUUCAAGAUUUUGCGGAUGAGGGUGAAGGUAAAUUUGGAAUCUGCAAGGUGAGAGUUUCUAGCAUUAUGGGGAUGUUCUUACCAUGGAAAGGACGUGAACAAGAUGGUUCCAUAAUAAGAACCACUACCCAUUGUGCCUUUCUUGGCUUUAAUAAGAUGACUUCCUUCAAGAAAAGAGGCUGAACCUGCAAAACCAGCUUUUGCAAAGUAACCAACUUGUGUGAAUGAACCCGCUACUUCCUCUUUUAUUCAAGUUUAUCAGUGUUCUAGAGUGAAGUUGAUGUAAUCCAUUUGCAGUGAAAGUCGUUGUCUUUGUGAUUGAGUAAUGAAGUUGGUUCAACUGUCUUCAGUGUCUAUGUAGAAAGUGAUACUUGUUAAGCAAGUAAUAGAACUUCUUAAGGGAGUCAGUCUAGUGUUCGUAAGCAGUUUAGUUUUGUCAUAUUGAAAUAUAUAUCAGUCCUUAAGACCGUUAUUUAGCUUGUCCUGAUGCUCCUUGAGAAAGCCUCCACCAGUUUUUGAAGAUUUUCAUUUGAUGUACUCGUCCUCGUUUUAGGCUAACAGAGCAAUAGUCUGGUAGUACUGUUAGCAGUAGCAGUAGUAGUAGUCGUCAAAUUUUAGGGAGACUGAAAUAUGAGACUUUUUGAAAUAUGAUGUAAUGGGAAGACUUGACACUC
Molecule: messenger RNA, 2291 nt
Organism: Papaver somniferum (opium poppy)
Lineage: Eukaryota; Viridiplantae; Streptophyta; Magnoliopsida; Ranunculales; Papaveraceae
Exons: 4
Coding region: 772-1800 (342 amino acids)
Biological process (GO): regulation of DNA-templated transcription
Source: RefSeq, a predicted model, not a curated record